Lacerta agilis (Sand lizard) is the source of this 2703-nucleotide messenger RNA. Its product is annotated as E3 ubiquitin-protein ligase TRIM11-like. The record is from RefSeq and is a predicted model, not a curated record. The transcript has 14 exons. The coding region runs from base 1 to 2586 and encodes 861 amino acids. Lineage: Eukaryota; Metazoa; Chordata; Lepidosauria; Squamata; Lacertidae. Gene Ontology annotation, molecular function: protein binding; zinc ion binding.
AUGGCUGCUGCAGGGGGUCCCGUCCAAAGUCUGUGUGAUGAAGUUACUUGCUCUAUCUGCCAGGAUUACUUCAAGGAUCCAGUGACCAUCGCAGAGUGUGGGGACAACUUUUGCCGAACUUGCUUGGUCCGACACUGGAGGAAAUUGGAGGCAGUGGCUUUCUGCCCCCAGUGCAAAAUAAUUGUCAAGAGAAGGAGCCUCAUCUCCAACCAGCACCUGGCCAAGGUGGUAGAAAUAGCCAAGAAGCUCAGUCUUCACCUUCAGGAAGGGCAGGUCUGUGAGAUGCACUGGGAGACCCUGAAGCUCUUCUGCAAAGACCACGAAACCCCCAUCUGUGUGGUGUGUCACAGAUCCAAGGAACAUGAAAAUCACAAAGUGCUUCCUCUGGAGGAGGCUUCUGAGGAGUACAAGGGAGAGAUCUGCAACCGCCUGGAGAUUCUGAGGAAAGAACGUGAAACCAUUCUGGCCUCUCAGGCAGACCUGGAAAAGAAGAGCCAAGAUCUCCUUAAAUUAACAAAAUCUGAGAAGCAGAGGACAGUGGAGAAGUUUAGACAAAUGUGCCAGUUUCUGAAAGAACAGGAAAAGUGUCUGCUGAAUGAGAUAGAAGAGGUGGAGAAGGAGAUUGCAAGGAGAAGAAAUAAGCAGCUGGACAGACUCUCCAGGAAACUCUCCUCUCUUGAGAGGAUCAUCCAGGAGAUGGAAGAGAAACGACAGAAGCCAGCGAGUGAACUUCUGCAGGUUGUGAGAAGCACCUUUGAGAGGUAUGAGAAAAGGAAGAGUUCAAAGAUUUCAUGGGCUUUCCCUCCACAGCUGAAGGGGAAGAUCUCCAGAUUCUGUGACAUAGAUCGUAUCAUUGACAAUGCAAUGAAGGAAUUCAAAGAUUCUCUUUUAUUCAGACAACUGCUUCAAGAAGCUCAUGUCACUCUGGAUCCAGACACAACCCAUCCCAGGCUCAUUCUGUCCCAGGAUCAGAAAAGCGUGAGAUGGGGAGACAAAGAGCAAGUCCUGCCCGACAAUCCUGAGAGAUUCAAUGAGUUGCCUUCCGUGUUGGGACGUGAGGGAUUCACAGCAGGCAGACAUUUCUGGGAAGUCAAUGUGGAAAGUGGGAUAUGGUGGGCUGUGGGGGUUGCCAGGAAGUCUGUGAGGAGAAAGGGAAGCCAUGGCUGCUGCAGGGGUCCCGUCCAAAGUCUGUGUGAUGAAGUUACUUGCUCUAUCUGCCAGGAUUACUUCAAGGAUCCAGUGACCAUCGCAGAGUGUGGGGACAACUUUUGCCGAACUUGCUUGGUCCGACACUGGAGGAAAUUGGAGGCAGUGGCUUUCUGCCCCCAGUGCAAAAUAAUUGUCAAGAGAAGGAGCCUCAUCUCCAACCAGCACCUGGCCAAGGUGGUAGAAAUAGCCAAGAAGCUCAGUCUUCACCUUCAGGAAGGGCAGGUCUGUGAGAUGCACUGGGAGACCCUGAAGCUCUUCUGCAAAGACCACGAAACCCCCAUCUGUGUGGUGUGUCACAGAUCCAAGGAACAUGAAAAUCACAAAGUGCUUCCUCUGGAGGAGGCUUCUGAGGAGUACAAGGGAGAGAUCUGCAACCGCCUGGAGAUUCUGAGGAAAGAACGUGAAACCAUUCUGGCCUCUCAGGCAGACCUGGAAAAGAAGAGCCAAGAUCUCCUUAAAUUAACAAAAUCUGAGAAGCAGAGGACAGUGGAGAAGUUUAGACAAAUGUGCCAGUUUCUGAAAGAACAGGAAAAGUGUCUGCUGAAUGAGAUAGAAGAGGUGGAGAAGGAGAUUGCAAGGAGAAGAAAUAAGCAGCUGGACAGACUCUCCAGGAAACUCUCCUCUCUUGAGAGGAUCAUCCAGGAGAUGGAAGAGAAACGACAGAAGCCAGCGAGUGAACUUCUGCAGGUUGUGAGAAGCACCUUUGAGAGGUAUGAGAAAAGGAAGAGUUCAAAGAUUUCAUGGGCUUUCCCUCCACAGCUGAAGGGGAAGAUCUCCAGAUUCUGUGACAUAGAUCGUAUCAUUGACAAUGCAAUGAAGGAAUUCAAAGAUUCUCUUUUAUUCAGACAACUGCUUCAAGAAGCUCAUGUCACUCUGGAUCCAGACACAACCCAUCCCAGGCUCAUUCUGUCCCAGGAUCAGAAAAGCGUGAGAUGGGGAGACAAAGAGCAAGUCCUGCCCGACAAUCCUGAGAGAUUCAAUGAGUUGCCUUCCGUGUUGGGACGUGAGGGAUUCACAGCAGGCAGACAUUUCUGGGAAGUCAAUGUGGAAAGUGGGAUAUGGUGGGCUGUGGGGGUUGCCAGGAAGUCUGUGAGGAGAAAGGGUGUCAUUGCCUUAAGCCCUGAGGGAGGGAUCUGGGUUAUGGGGAGGAUAGGUGAAUAUAUGGCCUUCACCUCCCCUGAUUCCUCCCCUCUGUCCCUGAGGGAGAAGCCCAAGAGGAUCCGGGUGACUCUGGACUAUGAAAGGGGACAUGUGUCUUUUUCUGAUGCUGACUCAGGUGCCAAACUUUACAUGUUCUCAGAAGCCUCAUUCUCUGGAGAGACCCUCCUCCCUUUCUUUUAUCUGAGGGGAGAAAAAACCCACCUCAGGAUCUCCUGAGGAGAUGGAAUCUGCCUCUCUGGCCCAGCAGGAGUUUCUCUCCAAACCAGAGUGACUGAGAGAAAAACAAAUGCCACCAAUAGCUAUUUGAACAGUUUUUCAGUAGCCCUUUGAGAA